GUCUGCAUGUUCCACGUCGGCGCCUGUCGUCAGAUCCGCAAGGCAUUUCGGGCUACUGGAGGCUGAUUCGCCCAAUAAUACAAACAAGCCACUGGACAUAGUGGAAACGGUUGAACACGCGAAAAGCCGUUUGCUUAUGAAUUAACACAAAUUCAGUCUCCAUGAAUGCAUGCUUUUAUUAUUUCCUCGCUCUUUUGGAAGUGGCAGUAUAUAAUUGCGCAUGAACUGGGAUAAAAUAUCCAGCACGCGUGACCAAUAGCUAACAUAAUCCUACUAUAGGAAACACACAGUAACACUCCAGUAUGGCGGACAGUAUGAUGAGUAAAGCAGCCACUAUGGAGAUCCCUAUUAACAGUAAUGGGGACUCUAGGAAUCUGGCAGAAGAUGACAGCCUGGAGCAGGCUGCAAAGAUUCAGUGGAGCUUAAGAGAGAAGGUAGGGAGUCCCACAGGCCUCAGGGACUUACAGCAGGUCAUGGUGUCUGGGCCCAACCUAAAUGAGACCAGCAUUGUAUCAGGUGGUUAUGGAGGUACAACAGAAGGCAUCAUUCCGACCAGCUCCAUCAAAGACCUGCGAAUGAAGUCUAGGGGUGUUAGCAUUGCCCCAAGCCAGAUUGCUGCCUGCCGAAUAGCCCACCAAUCAGAAGACAUCCCCUGUAUCCCAGGGUCCAACAUGCAUCAUGGCAGUAGCAAUUCCUCAAUGACAGCAGAAGAGGCCACAAGAGGUGUUGCUGUGGAGAAAUUUGACAUCGUGAAGAAAUGGGGCUUGAACACAUACAAGUGCACCAAACAGAUGAUCUCUGAGAGGUUUGGCCGUGGCUCACGUACUGUGGAUUUGGAGCUGGAGGCUCAGAUCGAGGUUCUGCGGGAAACCAAACGGAAGUACGAGAGUGUGCUGCAUUUGGCACGAGCGCUAACCAACCACUUUUACAGCAUGGUGCAGACGCAGCACGCCCUCGGAGACACUUUUGCCGACCUCAGUCAGAAGUCUCCAGAACUUCGGGAUGAGUUUGGAUAUAAUGCAGAAACACAGAAGUUGUUGUGCAAGAAUGGAGAGACUCUGCUCGGUGCCAUCAACUUCUUUGUGUCCAGCAUCAACACACUGGUGAACAAAACAAUGGAAGACACAUUGAUGACUAUCAAGAUGUAUGAGAAUGCCAGACUAGAGUUCGAUGCAUACAGAGCAGAUCUGGAAGAGUUGAACAUGGGCCCACGGGACGCUGUUACUAUGGCUCGUAUCGAGGCUGCUCAGCAGCAGUACCAGAUCCACAAGGACAAAUAUGAACGUCUCCGCAGUGAUGUCAGCAUCAAGCUCAAGUUCCUUGAAGAAAACAAGGUCAAAGUGAUGCACAAGCAACUUCUGCUGUUCCAUAAUGCCAUCUCUGCCUACUUUGCUGGAAACCAGCAACAGCUGGAACAGACCCUCAAGCAGUUCAACAUUAAACUCAAACCACCAGGGGCUGACAAACCUUCUUGGCUGGAGGAACAGUGAAAGUGCCCGUUUACCCCUGGUUUCCUGUUAUAUGUCUUUAGCCACACAGAGCAACACAGUAGGACCACAAGAGACCAGCGUUCUGAGAUGCUAGCAGAGACAGGGGCUCCAACAAAGCCUCCUUCACACUAACUCUCUCUAUACUUCUCUUCCUUAAUUCUUCUCCUCAACCUGUUCUUGCUCUGAGACUGUUUUCAAGUGUCUGAAUAGUCACCUCUAGUAUGUAACCGGUCCUAAAGGCUCCAAUCAAAUGUCAAAGGUUUCAGUUUCAGCUUCAUCCAUAUAAAUAUCAUUAAACCGACUGAAACAAUCUUUCUGAUAUAUCAGUCAGAACAGCUGUUUUUUUCCAGAUUAUGCUCGGUCUUACACACUCUCUCUCUGUCAGUGACCACAUCUUUAGGAACUCUUUCCUUUUGUUUUUCUGUGAAAAGCGUUUUAUUUUGCUACUACUGUCUUUUUUCUGUAUUGUAGAUUUGGUCUUGUUGGUAAUGGGGGAUGCAAAUUAUUCCUAUCACAGAGCUUUCAGUGUUCAGUGUCGGUGGUUCUAACAAAAAGUAAUUUUAUUUUGAUAAAAUUCAGAUGUAGUUUUAUCUGAUAUUGAUAUUGGUAUUGCAUCCUUGUACAUUUGUAUGUUUGCUAGGCCAUGAGAGUACUGUUAAGUCAAUCCUUGUCCAGUUGUCUUUCUUUAAAAUACUUUGAAUACAUGAAAUACUACAUUUAAUAUCUUAAAAUGAGUUACUCAUUUUAAGUUAUUUAACCUCAAAGUAAUAAUACUGAAAAAUGUUAUGGACUGAAUUUCAUCAGAUGUGGAUACAGUUUCCUGCACGUUUUAACAAAGUUCUGGAACAUGAAUCUAAAAUCACUGUCUUGACUCAAUAUUGUUAUUUUAAAGCUUUGAAUUUAUCAAGCAUGAUUGUUUUCUCUAAAGAAGAUUGUUUUUUUUUUUUUUUUUUUUCAGUUUGUUUUAUUUGGACAAUUAUAGUUUGUCGUAUUAUGUACCCGUACAUAAUGCCGUAGAAUAUUUGUAUGUAUAUUAUGUUCAUUUUUAAGUUAAUAAUCAUAAGUUAAUCAAGGAAGUGUAUGUGUGAGUUGUAUUUGAUUUUUAUUGAGGCCCAUUGUUAUCUGCCUCUUUAUUCACCAAAAUAUGCACUAGAGUUUAUGUACUGACCUGUGUUCUAUUAACAUCAGCAAAGCCCUAAUAUUGUGCAUUCAAAUUGCAAUUGGUUCUGAUGUACCCUGUGUUAAAUGCCUUUAUCUGCCUUGGUUAAAAAAAAAGGCAAUUUUCCCCAAUGAAAUAUUUAUAUACCCAUUAAUAUCACGGUAAAAAUUAUUAUAAUUUUUUUUCUGUCUUUUUAGUGCUAAUGUAUUAUUACAUUAACCCUCACAAGUUUCACAAAAAUAUAGUACAAAAUCAAACAGAUUUUGUAAUAAUUUAACAAUAUAAACAUUUCAAAGUAUAUAUUUUUUGUAUGCAUUUUUAUUUGUGAUCAGAUGAUGAGUCUUGCUGGGUUUUCAUUCACUGAAAAUAUCUACAUAAUGCUCAUUGAUAGCCUUUUUUUUCUAUAAAUUAGUAAGAUUUUUUUUCAACAUGCUCAAAAUACACUUGGAAAUGUUUUUGCUUAAAACAGACUUGGUGCAGUGAUAAUGGUUAAAGUGCAGACUGUCAGAUUAUAGUUUGUCAGCCUAGUUUUAUUUUUUUAUUUCAUUACGCAAGACUGAAAUAACGACUAUGAUCUAAUGUUCAGUACUUUUGAACAUUGCAUUAAAUCUUUCUAAGCUUGAGAUGAAGCAAUACUGAAGAUGUUUUUAAAAGUGUAUUUUCAUGUAUGCCUAUAUUGGCUGUCCCUUGUGUGUUUCUGCAUGGCAGGUCUGAUGACAUUAGCUGUACAUUUCCAUGCAUUGUGAUUCAAUCCUGUUCAAUGUAUCAGUAAAACACUACAUGGGUAGUAGUGCAGGAAAAUGUUUUUAGGAAAAACAAAACAGAAAGGUUUCUAGUGAAUGUUAAAGAAUGCUUGAAAUUUAGUUUGAAUGUCAUUGUCAACUAUUGAAGAUCGUACAAUGUCUGUUUUUUUUUUGUUGUUUUUUUUUGUUACAUUUCAUUUAAAUUAAAUUGACUAAAUUUUGUUUUUAAGGACCACAUGGUGACCCUAGAAGAGAGACUUUUUUUUAUCUCAAAUAUUUUGUUUAUAUCCUGGCACAUUUGUCAGGCUGCAGAGAUGGUAGUGUGUGUGAUUUUCAUCUUCAUAGAUGGAGAAAAGGGUUCCAUCUUGAGCCCCAGAGACUGAACUGAUUCAUGAAGUGAUGGACAUUUUUACCAGACCAAUGGGAUUUUAAAUUUAGACCUCCUGAACACUAAUUAAAUUUCAUUUUCUUUUAGGUCAAAUGCAUCCAUUAAGUUUUUUGUUUUUGUUGUUGUUGUUUUUUUUUUUAAUUGUUCUGGGAUUAUCAUUCUUACUAUUAUUAUUUUGAUUUCGGUUAACAGAAGUGUUUGGCAUUGAAAUGUGUACUCCAUUAGUAGUUUUAGAGCAUAGCAGAAUGAAAGGGUUAUAAAUAUUAACUUAUUUAUACAAUCAAUAUUUUAGGCUGCUUUGUGGUAUUGUAGUUUAUGAAUGAUUGUAUAUAUGUAAAGAUAAUUGACAGAUUUUGAAACUGGAAUCCCAUGAUGUUAGCCUUUACUCCUGGCUUUGACCAAACCUUUGACCAACAAACGUACAAGAACCCAACAGAUAAAAUUUGAAAAGUUUGCAAAAAUGGUCUUUGUG
This is a messenger RNA of Onychostoma macrolepis, 4252 nucleotides long. RefSeq names its product ADP-ribosylation factor interacting protein 2b (gene arfip2b). Gene Ontology annotation, biological process: regulation of Arp2/3 complex-mediated actin nucleation; intracellular protein transport. The transcript has 10 exons. Gene Ontology annotation, molecular function: protein domain specific binding; phospholipid binding. The record is from RefSeq and is a predicted model, not a curated record. Gene Ontology annotation, cellular component: trans-Golgi network membrane. Lineage: Eukaryota; Metazoa; Chordata; Actinopteri; Cypriniformes; Cyprinidae. Bases 303 to 1490 code for a protein of 395 amino acids.